Molecule: messenger RNA, 1596 nt
Organism: Vigna unguiculata (cowpea)
Lineage: Eukaryota; Viridiplantae; Streptophyta; Magnoliopsida; Fabales; Fabaceae
Product: putative pectate lyase 12
Source: RefSeq, a predicted model, not a curated record
CAACCAAUAUUGGGAGAGUGAGUGAGUGAGUUAGUGAGUGAAGUCUUCACACUCUGUAUAGUAGAGGCUACAAAACCUCCACAGAGAAGAACUUUUCUUCUUCAUCAACAAUGGUUCAAACCUACAUUUUGCUCUUCUUCUCCGUUUUGCCCUCGUUUUUACCUCAUGGAACAGCAGCACUCAACCUCACUCUCCCAGGCCAACAUCCAGACCCGGAAGCUGUUGCAACAGAAGUUCAUAGGAGGGUGAAUGUUUCCAUGGGAAGAAGGGAAAUGCUGAGGUUGUCUGAGAAAGAUGAAGCACCAUGUCUCACAGGGAACCCCAUUGAUGAUUGUUGGAAGUGUGACUCAGAUUGGGCCAGCAACAGACAGAGGCUAGCUGAUUGUGCAAUUGGGUUUGGGCAGAACGCAAAGGGUGGAAAAGGUGGACAAUUUUACAUAGUCACUGAUUCAUCUGAUGAGGAUCCUGUGAACCCAAAACCAGGAACACUUAGACAUGCAGUGAUACAGAAUGAACCACUGUGGAUCGUGUUCCCCAGUAACAUGAUGAUUAAGCUCUCUCAGGAACUCAUUUUCAACAGCUUCAAAACCAUUGAUGGGCGUGGCGCUGAUGUGCACAUCGUGGGUGGAGGCUGCAUCACUCUUCAGUAUAUUAACAAUGUCAUUAUUCACAACAUUCACAUCCACCAUUGCCAUCCCUCUGGUAAUGCUGACGUGCGGUCGAGUCCAGAGCACUACGGGUACCGAACAGAAUCAGACGGCGAUGGAAUCUCGAUCUUCUCGUCGCGCGACAUCUGGAUCGAUCACUGCACGCUAUCGCGGUGCAAGGACGGCCUGAUCGACGCGGUGAUGGGUUCGACGGCAAUAACGAUCUCGAACAACCACUUUUCGCACCACAACGACGUGAUGCUCUUAGGCCACAACGACGACUACCUGCCAGACUCGGCGAUGCAGGUGACGAUCGCGUUCAACCACUUCGGGGAGAAUCUGGUGCAGCGCAUGCCGCGUUGCAGACUAGGUUACUUUCACGUGGUGAACAACGACUUCACGCGAUGGGAGAUGUACGCGAUCGGAGGAAGUGCGAGGCCUACGAUUAACAGCCAGGGAAACCGCUACACUGCGCCGGAAGAUCCGGACGCGAAGCAGAUUACGAAGAGGCUGGACGCCGGAGAAGGUGAGUGGAGCGGCUGGAAUUGGAGGUCGGAAGGGGAUGUGAUGCUGAACGGCGCCUUUUUCGUGGCUUCAGGAGGUGAGGCCGGAACUGCCUACCAAAAUGCGUACAGCGUUCAGCCUAAGAACGUGGAACGCAUCUCGCUCCUCACAAAUUCCGCUGGUGUUCUCGGCAUUGCCAGGGACAAUAAUGUGGGAAAGUGGACGGAUGAUAAGUCCCAGAGUACAAUGGCGGUGACACCUUCACGUACUUUCACUCUUCUCUCUGCAUUUCUUGCUUUCUUCUUCUGCCUCUUAUUUCAUACAAUUACCUUAACAAAACUUCUAUAGCAAAUGAGUUGUAACCAAUCAAUCGAAUACGAUGAUGUUUCUUGUCACUGUUGGAAUGAAAUCAAACCAGACACCCAUUAAUUGAGUUUAGACUAAA